Molecule: messenger RNA, 843 nt
Organism: Mesocricetus auratus (golden hamster)
Lineage: Eukaryota; Metazoa; Chordata; Mammalia; Rodentia; Cricetidae
Product: keratin-associated protein 9-7-like
Exons: 4
Coding region: 1-843 (280 amino acids)
Cellular component (GO): keratin filament
Source: RefSeq, a predicted model, not a curated record
AUGACCAACUCCUGCUGCUCCCCUUGCUGCCAGCCUACUUGCUGUGGGACCACCUGCUGCAGGACCACCUGCUGCAAGCCAACAUAUGUGACCAGCUGCUGCCAACCCAGCUGCUGUGAAACAACCUGGUGUAAGCCAACUUGUGUGACCAGCUGCUGGCAGCCCUGCUGCCAACCCAGCUGCUGUGAAACAACCUGCUGCAGGACCACCUGCUGUAAGCCAACCUGUGUGACCAGCUGCUGCCAGCCAUGCUGCCAGCCCAGCUGCUGUGAAACCACCUGCUGCAGGACCACGUGCUGUAAGCCAACCUGUGUUACCAGCUGCUGCCAGCCAUGCUGCAAACCCAGCUGCUGUGAAACCAACUGCUGCAGGACCACCUGCUGCAGGACCACCUGCUGUAAGCCAACAUAUCCAUGCUGCCAGCCCAGCUGCUGUGAAACCACCUGCUGCAGGACCACGUGCUGUAAGCCAACCUAUGUUACCAGCUGCUUCCAGCCCUGCUGCAAGCCCAGCUGCUGUGAAACCACCUGCUGCAGGACCACCUGCUGUAAGCCAACCUGUGUUACCAGCUGCUUCCAGCCCUGCUGCAAGCCCAGCUGCUGUGAAACCACCUGCUGCAGGACCACCUGCUUGUUGCAUGAUAAGAAACAUAAUAAUCCAGAUAUCUUUAUCCCAACUGCCUUGGAGACACAUGGGUGGAGGAGCAGACUUCCUAUGAGUGAUUAUGGAAGAAGAAUCAGAGUAAACUUUCCAAUGACGCAUAGCAUUGAGAAGCACUUCCUUAUGAAACAUAAAAUGAAUAUGGAAAAUGGUGGAAACAACAACAAGGAAGAGCCCUGCUGA